CAGCCGCAGGUCAUAAUCAUGUUUUCUGAUAUUUGCUUUUACUUCUUUUAAUCUUUCCCUUUCCACCUCCUCACCUAAUCAAUCUUUUUUGUUUCCUUUUCUUUCUGGGUUUUUUUGUCGUCAGUUCACCUGCUUCUUCCACAGUGUAUGCAUUCUAUUCAAUUCUUUCUAGACAAAAAAUCAAAUAAUAAACAAUUGAAUUCACAUUCCCCACCACACGUUUAAUAAUUAUACUACAAAUUAUUUUUACAGUUCAAUGCUGUUGAGUGCUGACCCAAAUUAUUUUUACAGUUCAAUGCUGUUGAGUGCUGACCCAAAUUAUUUUUACAGUUCAAUGCUGUUGAGUGCUGACCCAAAUUAUUUUUACAGUUCAAUGCUGUUGAGUGCUGACCCAAAUUAUUUUUACAGUUCAAUGCUGUUGAGUGCUGACCCAAAUUAUUUUUACAGUUCAAUGCUGUUGAGUGCUGACCCAUUUCGAUUUUCAAUAGAUGCCACUGAUUUUUAAUGAGCCCCUUAAAUUAUUUAGGUUUAUGGGUAGAGCUUUACUGAAUGAAUCUGUGUAUCAUUUAUUGUUUAUCUGGUCACCCACUCCAUUUCUUGUAGUGGUUUAUCUGCAUUUAAUUGCUUUUGCCCCAUUAUAGAUUUUGUUGCUACAGAUUUCAGAUAAACUGCCUCUACCUUGAGUUUUGUUGGAGGAUUUUUUGAUCUUAGUAUUAUAAAUCCCUUCGAAAUGGGAUCAUAGAGCAAUGAGAUUUCUCGAAUACUUGUGUAGAAAUACACCGUCGGUGGUGUUAGUGCGUGAUUUUUGUUGUUUUUAAAAACUCCAGUGCCAAUGGAGUGGCCUUCCACUCCACCCCCUCUUCACCCUCUACCUCCUGAACACAGUUUACAGAGGGCUUAUAAUAGUCAGCUACUGAAGGAUGAUGUAUCGCCGAGACCUUCCAACCAUAUAAAUCCAAGAUUACAUAUGGGGAAGAUAUUCCAUGAUAAGUCAUCCAUUUGCUGGGACUCACAGAAGGAACAGUGCUUUGAAUCAGCCGCUGCUCGUCUUUCGGAUAGCAUGUCGACAUCUAAGCAGUCCUCAGAAGAACUGGUUAAAGAAAUUGCCACACUUGAGUUUGAAAUCGUGCAAUUGGAACGCUAUCUUCUUUCUCUUUAUCAGACAGCUUUUCGGCAGAAACUCCCAGGUACAUUGGGAAACUACGGAACACGUUUUUGGCAAAUGAGUGGAACUCCACAGGUUAAGGCAGAAAAAUCAUCUCCGAAAAUGGAACUCGACAUGUUAAAAGUCUAUAGUGAUAAUCACGGUCAAAUUUCUCCUUCGAGUGCUUUAGCAAGCUCGAGCGAUCUAGUGACAGUGGCUACUCCAAAGUCAUCAUCUAGAAGGGAGAAGAAUAAUGCUUACUCUCCACACCGUAGCCUUGCAUAUCAUCUCGGAAAUUCUCACAUAGAUGAUGCCUUCAAUCGUCCUGAUAGAUUAUCAGAGGAAAUUAUAAGAUGCAUAUCUUCGAUUUACUGUAAAUUGGCCAACACCACACCAACUCAGAAAGGAUAUUCAGUUUCUUCGACUUCAUCAUUCUGCUCCUCUAGCACAUUUUCUCCAAGAAAUCUUUCUGGCAGUUGGAGUCCUCAAUGUAAUGAUGAAGUUUUAGAGCAUUGCGAUUUUGAAGGCCUAAAACAAGAGAAUGGACCAUAUGCUGCAAUGAUAGAAGUCCGAAAGAUAUGUUUAGACAAUGAAAGUUACAAUUAUGCUGCUACAAUGCUACAAAAUUUUAGGUCUCUAGUUAUUGGUCUUGAGAAGGUCGACCCAAAUAAAAUGAGAAGAGAAGAGAAGCUUGCCUUUUGGAUCAAUAUUCACAAUGCUUUGGUGAUGCAUGCUUAUUUGGCAUAUGGAACUCAAAACUACAUAAAAAGUAAUUCCAUCAUGAAGGCAGCUUACAAUGUGGGUGGACAUUGCAUAAAUGCCUACGACAUACAAAGCUCCAUUUUGGGAAUCCAACCUCACUAUUCGGCUCCGUGGCUUCAGACGCUUCUCUCUCCCGGAAAAAAGUUCAAGACUGGGAGCGGCAAACAUCCUUAUUCCAUUGAAUACCCUGAACUGCUUGUCCAUUUUGCGCUUUGUUCAGGGGCAGUCUCAGACCCUGUGGUUCGGAUUUACACGGCAAACAAUGUAUUUCACGAUCUUAAAGUCGCCAAGGAGGAGUUUAUAAAGGCUACAGUAUAUGUUCAUAAAGAAACAAAGUUAUACAUGCCAAAAAUCCUUUCCUAUUAUGCAAAGGGCAUGUCACUUAGCAUGACCGCGCUUUUGGAAAUGGUCAGUGAGUGUCUAUUUGGAGUUCAACAGGAAGCUAUUCGAAAGGUUGCCAAAAAUAGACCUGAGAAGUACGUAUACUGGUUAGAACAGAGUUCAGCUUUUCGAUAUUUAAUCCAUAAAGAAAUUGCUGAAGGAAUAUGGGCUGCUUGAUUUGUUUAAUUUCCAAUGUAUUAUGGAUUAGAAAUCAAUUCUCUCUCUGUGAUUGUUAACCAUAGGCGUGCCUGGAGUAACAUAUCUCAUAAGUUAUCUUACAAUGUAUGUAGGUAUUAAGUUAGAAGCAGGUUUCGUUUGCCACUGGUUUGUCUAACCCGAAAACUACUUCACUUUUGAACUUCUUUUCUUUGCUAUAUAUACAUUUGCUGCCUGGACAUGUAUGAAGGAUCAUCCAUCGGUAGAUAGUGAAGCUGUUUUGUCCACUUAGCUACAUGUUUAUUGAAUCUUUGUUAGGUACU
Molecule: messenger RNA, 2766 nt
Organism: Olea europaea var. sylvestris
Lineage: Eukaryota; Viridiplantae; Streptophyta; Magnoliopsida; Lamiales; Oleaceae
Exons: 10
Coding region: 833-2464 (543 amino acids)
Source: RefSeq, a predicted model, not a curated record